Messenger RNA from Folsomia candida, 4130 nucleotides. RefSeq lists its product as uncharacterized. The coding region runs from base 1418 to 3295 and encodes 625 amino acids. The record is from RefSeq and is a predicted model, not a curated record. The transcript has 10 exons. Gene Ontology annotation, molecular function: protein binding. Lineage: Eukaryota; Metazoa; Arthropoda; Collembola; Entomobryomorpha; Isotomidae.
UUUAUUCAACAUGGAAAGCUCGUAUCGCCGAAAAUGGGCUAUUGAGAUUUAUGCAAAUGAGGUGCAAAGCCUAAGUACGGGGAUAGUAUGCAUUUUGUGAUACAUUCUCAAUUUUCAUGUACAAAGUUAAAUAGCUCGCCUUCAAUUCUCACGGAAUAAUAAUUGGCCACAUUACUGAAUCAGUACCAUCAUGAGAUACAUUACACAUCAAAAUCCGUACCCAACUUUUAAUAUCUUCUCAUCAUCUUCACUAAUUACCGAAGCCGACAGAAUUUAAAGCUGAUGUGACGCCAUGGCCGGAUUAGCUUCCAAUUUUAUUUGUACUUACUAAUCAAACUACUGCUACCUGUGAUGACGACAUAUCAUCUCAUAAAUAGAUAAGUGCUUUAUUUAUUUUGCAAAUUAUGAAGAUAAAUCGCCCUAGUAGCAAUUUUGCAAAUUUUAUAUGCCAAAGUGAGUUGUGCGAUUUCAUAGAAAAUCGGGCCCCCAAAAUGGGACAUGCUCUCUCUCACUCUGCUCCGGUGGGGAAAAGCGGGCUGAGGUGAAAUCAACCUCUCGGAACCACCAUCACGCACCACCAGAAGAAAUUAUGAGAACCACUUCUUCCACCACCAACCAAUCUAUCUCUUGCUCGAUCUAACAUGAGAAGAACUAGUUAAACUUUUAACCAACCUACAUUUAUUUAUAAGCUAGUUAUUUUUACAUUCUCUCGCAAAUUCAUUCACUUAUUAUCGUCACCAAUUUGAGGGUUAAAUGAACUGAAAAAUAAAGAUUUGUAGUAUGAAAGAAGUAGUGGUCAAUCAAUGCAUUGCAUGACGGGCACGUAGUCGGUCGGCCCACGAACGAAGUAAGUAUGAUCCGAUAUAGUUUGUUUUGUGUGGGGUUAAAAAUUUUGGAUUGAAAUUUUGAAACGAAUGAAAUUAGGAAGAGUUUUAAGUGGUAUUAUUUUCCAAGUGCUGGUGAUGUUUGAUGAAGUCGUCUCAUCUCGUAUUAUGUAUUAGUGACGUUGAAUAGUGGUGCAUGUUACGUGAGAUAAUGCUUGACAAUGUUCACAUUAGACGAAAUCAAGAUAAGGAGAAUGGUGAUUAAGAAGAAUUAUGAUAGAAAUAUUUGUAUUAGUCAAUUCGUUAAAGGAGAUGAUCUAGAAGAUGUGUAACGAGUGCAAUAUCAUGCAUCAAAAGGAUUUGACUGUGGUAAGAACGAUCAAAAUCUCCCACUAGGACAAUCCAAGACCACCUUUUCUUGUCAUAAUACAACCAAAAAUCAAGAUUACUAAAAGAAGCCAAAAAUAGUAAAAUUCGAUUGAUAUUCGAAUUCUACUUCCAUAACAGCACCUUAUUUCGUCAAUGAUCUGCCAAGAUAAAAGUGCAACAUAAACUUACAAGAGUCUCUCAGGAAUAUUUUAGUGAUCAACCAGAUGGCCACUGCUGGAACCGAUUCUGGGGUGGAAACUGGCAAUGAAAGCAAUGACUUGGACGACAUUAGCAUAAAUGUAAAUGUGAUUAACGAGAUGGGUGACCCAAUCUCUCUAGAGGACUGUCGCCACUCUUCGUCUUUUGAAUCUGGACUGAACCAAUUCCCAAACCAAAGUCCUGGCUCGGAUGAGAAGGAUGUUCCUCCUCCACCCCCUCCGCCCACCUCCCCAAACAUUUGUGGAUCUGAUCUCUUCCUAGAUGAUGUUGGUGGUGGGAACGAAUUUUCUUCCGACAGUUUGGACGGAAUGCAAGGAGACCCAGCAGAAGACUGUGAGCUAGAAGAGGACGACGGCGGUGGUGGUGGAGACAUGGACGAAAUGACGAUGGAUCGAGACUUUAAUGAAGAACAGGAACAUGAGGAUCGGCAAGAGUCGUCGGGACAAGGAAGUUAUACCCCAUCGCCUCCUUUUUUGAAUGAUUUCCCAUCUUCUCUGACCCACCCCGGACGGGACAACUUUAAUCAUUUGAAUAAUUCUGGAAAUCAGUUUGCGUAUCAGCCAUCCGAGUUCCUCCACUGCCGUGCUGCUUCCACCAUGGAUGGAUUUACUCACGCUGUGGGGGAAUUUUCCCUCCUUCAUCAUCAUCAUCAAUCCACUGCUUUCCAUUCAGCCUGCUCGCCCCCACCUGUCCCACCAGCUACGCCUACAAAUUCAAACUCCUGCCGAGCACUUGUAAAGUUCGAGUUCCCGGAGCUUCCGAAAUUGGUUUGUGAUUUUGAGCCACCGGCCGGCCUGCAGUCUUUCCUCGGCGUGGAGCCCUUCCAUUCGCUGGAUGGAUCAAACAGGAGCGGAUACAAUGUUUUAAAUACUUCGCCAAGUACUAAUGACUGCAGAUCUCUGAUUCCGUAUGAGAAUAAUUACGAGCAACACGAUUUGCACCAAAAAGUCCGGAUGCACACACGCGUCGUUCGCAAUAAGCUUUAUGAUAACUGGUCCAACCUUAGGAGAGAGUACAAUGAGAGACGACUGAGAACCUCCACUAGCGCUGGCAAUCAUUUGAUGGUUCUUAAGCUUUUGGGGAGUGGUGUGGAUGCCAAUGCUGCGGAUGAAUUAGGACGAACCCCUUUGCAUAUCGCCGCAUGCAAAGGUUUCAGCGAAAUUGUCAGGCUAUUGUUGCAACAUGGAGCUAAUCCAAAUCAAAAAGAUUCUGUGGGGAACACCCCGCUACACCUUUCUGCAUGCACUAAUCACUUUGACGUGGUCACUGACCUACUCAGAGCUGGAACAGAUGUUAGCACCUUAGACAAUAACGGGCGCAACCCACUCCAAUUGGCACAAUCCAAAUUGAAACUAAUCAUGCAAUGUGCAAAGUCCGGUAAUGAGGAUGCCCUUCGUGUAAAGAAGGAAGUCCAACAAAUUAUUGAAAUGAUGACCGAGUACUUACAGAAAAAGGGUCAGGAUUUGGAAGCUGAAUUGCUCAACGAGUUCGCCAACAGACUUACACUCAGCCAAACUCCCCAAGAAGUUGACGACUUGUUAGCUAAUUUGUCCAGUUUGUCAAUUACCUCGCCGCAUAACCCUGGAAGCGGCGGUGCCAGUGGAGCCAGGAGUCGUGCCAUGACUUACUGCAACCCCAAGACACCCCCAAGAAAUCCGUAUCUGAUCCACCACUUGAAUCCCAACUUGGCACGACCAAGGUCUGCCUCAUUUUCCGCUCCGUCGUCACAGCCACUCCCACCACCUUGUUCCACCUCCUCGUCGUCAUCAAUCUCUCCCUCUCAAUCUUCUAGAAAUAUUAUCAAGCCCGGAAUUCUUUCCAGAAGAAGUCCAACUGUGCACGAGGAGCAGCAAAUUUUAAUGAGCCAGUGUAACAAGGAUUGACAUAUGAAGUCAGACUUAUUCAAAGAAGAAGAAGCGCAGCUAUGAUGAUUUAUCCCUUUUCCCUGCUGCAACUUCUCGUAUAAAAGUUAGUGAACUGGUAAUAAUAAACGCUACAAGUGAAGAAGAUGAUACAAUUAUUUUUGAAUUCAGCUAAGUAUACUACUAAGAUUAGGAAUGGGUAAUCCGAUCCGACGGAUUGAUCCGAGUAUUUACUAAAGCAUUGAACAAUCCGAUCCGAUCCGAUCCGACCAUUUAAACUCGGAUCGGAUUACCCAUUCCUAACUAAGAUUUAAAAGGAACAUAGAUUAUAAUACUACGAUAUCGGAAUUGGAUACGGCUGAUAACAAUGUUUUUUUUAAGUUUGCUUACUUCAGCUAGAGUUAAUUAUUAACCCAUUUUAAUUAAAACUGGUAAGAAAUAAACAAAAGUGUCCUCCAGUAAUAUAAUCUAGAUUACCUACGUACCUACGUGCGAGUACUGAAUGAAAUGAAAUGAAACAAUUAAUCGAUAUUGUUCUUGUCCUGGAAUGAUCAAUGAAGCAUAUAAUUCUCACGGAUAAUUUGUCAGUCAACACAGCCACGAAGUGAGCAAUCUCACCUAUCCAGUAAAUAUAAAUAUUUAGGGAAGGACUAUUGUUAAUUUUUGCUAAUCUUAAGUUUAGGUUGUGUAAUAAUUAUUAGAUUAUAUGUAGAGACAUAAUGUGCAGUUAUAACAUUUCAGUAAUAAUGUUUAAUGUUAUAAACCUGUAUAAAAUAAUAUAUCCAUAUUAUUAUGACUAUACUGUGACUAUUAUAACCACAACGGGAAGAAUAAAGGAACUACACAAGCAAACAUA